AUGGCCGUCGUCGACGCUACCCCCUCGACGCCUUCACCUCCAUCUUCUUCCAUCCGAACGCCACCAGCCCCCCGACUUGGCUACCACGAUAGCUGGGAACCGUAUUCACCACCACGCAAAUCAGCGAGACUGUCUGCGCAGCGUGUUUCUGCCAGAACCCCAUCGCCUCAGCCUGCAACUCGCCAAGCAGUUUCAUCGCCUCGCGCCGCAGCAAAGUCGGCCGCUCAAAGCUCCGCAGCAAUGGCCUCACCAGUUUCCUCACCACGCAAGAAGCGCCAACCUGCCGCCGACUCGGUCCGUCGCGUCGCUGCAGCCUUGGCGGCCGGAUCUGCUGCUCCAUCAGGAUCAAAAGACAAGUCUGUCGCCGGCCGAGCCAUCGCGUCUUCUUCUCUAAUGCUUCCAACGCCAUCUAAAACGCCUCAGAAGCCCCCAACUUCCAAGGAGACUGCAGAGAUUCAAUCCUUUGCUCGCAAUCUAUUUCCCACCGAGGAUGCUGAUGUAUCAAGUCCCCGUAAGAGGCGUUCAAAGAAAUUUUCAAGCAUCACUCUGGAGGGUUUCCGGGCUGAAGCUGAGGAGGAUAUCGAAAUUUUCACCGAUUCUCAAGAGCGCAUCCCCAAGAAGGAUGACAGCAAAUUGAACCCUUUUGCGAGCAAUGCUACCAGUGCUGAACCCUCCAAACGCCGGACCAAGCGUAAGGUGAUGAUCCCUGGCGAAGGAGCUCAGUCGGUUGAUGAAGCCGCGCGCCGUGACGACGGCCUGAUUUACGUAUUCCGUGGCAAGAAAUUCUUCCGCAAGUUCUCCGAAUUUGAUGAUGAAGUAGAGGAUGAAGAAUUGGAUUCAGAUGUUGAGGCUCAUUUCUCCAAGCCACUCACACGAUCAUCCAUCAAGCCUAGACUACUCUUCCCCACCAAAGCACCCGCUCCAAAGACCAAGCAGAUGCUUGAAGAGGAGGAGGCGGCAACUGAUGUCGAAGAUGCCAAGGAUGCUACCGAGGCAGAGGAGCCCUCAGCACCUGUCGAAACACCUGUCAGAACACCUGUCAAGGCCAAGGAAGAGAGAGCCCAAACCCCAGAGGCUCCGAAAUAUGCACCCGCAUCUCCGCCAGAAACCAGGCGAACCACUCGGUCUACCAACAAGCUGGCCGCAGCCCCAACACCCGCCAGACGCGCUGCUGGCAAGAAGAGUCCUUUCGACUCGUGGCUUCGAACCAAGGAGUCGGCAAACCGAUCAGGCACGAAACGCGCUGCUGGCGAACCACUGCCCGCAGCUCCUGCCAAGAGAACCCGCUCCUAG
Molecule: messenger RNA, 1293 nt
Organism: Trichoderma atroviride IMI 206040
Lineage: Eukaryota; Fungi; Ascomycota; Sordariomycetes; Hypocreales; Hypocreaceae
Source: RefSeq, a predicted model, not a curated record